AUGGAUCAUUCCGGAAACCUCUUGAACGAAACCGAACACCCAGGACUUGAUAAAGACCAGGUGCUCAAUCUCUACCAGAAAAUGAUUCAGCUCAACGUAAUGGACGGAAUCAUGUAUGAUGCCCAGCGCCAAGGCCGUAUCAGUUUUUACAUGACACAUUAUGGAGAAGAAGCCUUGAUCGGUAUCGCGGCUGCUUUAGAUUCAGAAGAUGUCGUUUUUGGACAGUAUCGUGAGGCAUAUAUGUUUCUUUACAGAGGACUCACGGUCGAUGAGUGUGUCAGUCAGUGCUUUGGAAACGAACUGGACAUGAACAAGGGACGUCAAAUGCCGGUCCACUAUGGUUCAAAGAAAUACAAUUUCCAAACAAUCUCAUCGCCACUUGCUACACAGAUUCCACAGGCAGCCGGCUCUGCUUAUGCGCUCAAGAUGGCCGGAAAUAGAAACAUAUCUGUGUGCUUCUUUGGUGAAGGAGCAGCGUCUGAAGGUGAUUUCCAUGCAGGACUUAAUAUGGCUGCCACAUUAAGCUGUCCAGUUAUCUUUAUAUGUCGUAACAAUGGCUAUGCAAUCUCUACUCCUUCUUCCGAGCAGUACAAGGGAGACGGUAUUGCCUCUCGUGGCCUAGGUUACGGAAUUGACACAAUCCGUAUCGAUGGCAAUGACAUCUGGGCCUGUUACAACGCCACCAAGAAAGCCAGAGAGAUUGCCGUGACUUCUAACAAACCGGUUCUUAUCGAGGCCAUGACAUACCGUGCAGGCCACCACAGUACCUCUGAUGACUCGACAAAGUACCGCAACAAAAAAGAAGUUGCGGACAUCAUCCAGAACGACAAUCCAAUCACAAGACUGAGACACUAUAUCGAAAACCACGGCUGGUGGUCUCAGGAGGACGAGGAUGCCUGUCGCAAGCAGGCCCGGAAGACCGUCCUGGAUAGUUUUGCAUCGGCCGAAAAGAAGAAGAAGCCGGCGCUUGAGAACCUGUUUACGGAUGUCUAUGAUGAAUUGACCCCGAAUCUCGAAGCACAAAAGAAAGAGUUGCGAGAAUUGAUUGCCAAAUACCCAGAGUAUUAUCCAACUGAUGAAUUCAAGUCUUCCAUUUAA
Phycomyces blakesleeanus NRRL 1555(-) is the source of this 1098-nucleotide messenger RNA. RefSeq lists its product as hypothetical. Gene Ontology annotation, molecular function: oxidoreductase activity, acting on the aldehyde or oxo group of donors, disulfide as acceptor. NCBI's taxonomy places the organism in Eukaryota, Fungi, Mucoromycota, Mucoromycetes, Mucorales, Phycomycetaceae. The record is from RefSeq and is a predicted model, not a curated record. The transcript has 3 exons. Gene Ontology annotation, biological process: branched-chain amino acid catabolic process. Bases 1 to 1098 code for a protein of 365 amino acids.